GCAUAGCACCGGAAGCAGCUGACUUAAUGGUGUCACAGAGAAUUCCGUUCCCCUGUUACACUCGUUAACAUGGCCACUGCGGUGUGCAGCAGGUUGCUUUUCCAGAGGUCGACUCGAGGAUUUCUGUCCUUUUCCAAUACAAUUCCUGCUUUCUCUUGCCCAUUUCUGUCUCGCGCUCACAGAUUGGAACCUGGUGAUGAUGAGUUGUACCAGAAAACCACGGUGUCCAUCAUGAAGAAGGAGGCAGACAGUGGGAUCAUGAUCCACAGCUACAGCCCCAUAGGAUUUACCGUAGAUAGUAACCAGGUGCUCGGGCCCUGUGCUCUGCUGCCUCCUGCCAUCCUGCAGUGGAACGUUGGUAGUCACGAAGACAUCACAGAGGAAAGCGUCUCUCUUUUCCACAUGAUUGCACCAACAAUUGAGAUUCUUGUGCUGGGAACAGGAGCCCGGCUUGAGCGAAUCAACCCCUUAGUUCUUGCCUUACUGAGGCGUAAAGGCAUCGCUGUGGAGGUGCAGGACACGCCGAACGCAUGUGCAACAUUCAACUUUUUGAUUAGUGAGCGAAGACUGGUCGCCGCUGGUCUGAUUCCCCCGUCUCUGAGCAAAGCUCUGGAUAUUAAAUGAGACUAAAUGUGGUAUUGUGAGAGUGAAAGCAGGACAGACUCACUUUGUUCCAAGGUCAGCCGGCAGAGGAGCUUCCAAAUGUGUCCAGCUUUACCGAACAUUGUUGCAGCAGCCGCCGUCUCUUACUGACCGGAGUCUAGUUUCAUAUUUUCUCAAAAGCAACAAAUGGUUGGCUGCAUGUUCAGAAAUCUGCUUGUGCGUGAAAUGUUUUGCAUUUUAAGAAUAGAAGCAUCUGCAUGUAGUUGCUCUGGUGAAAGUUAACAGUGAUGAAGUCAAACUGUAUACUUGUAAAUAAAGUGUAUGUGAGUGUG
Messenger RNA from Nothobranchius furzeri (turquoise killifish), 935 nucleotides. RefSeq names its product NADH:ubiquinone oxidoreductase complex assembly factor (gene ndufaf3). The record is from RefSeq and is a predicted model, not a curated record. Gene Ontology annotation, biological process: mitochondrial respiratory chain complex I assembly. Gene Ontology annotation, cellular component: mitochondrial inner membrane. NCBI's taxonomy places the organism in Eukaryota, Metazoa, Chordata, Actinopteri, Cyprinodontiformes, Nothobranchiidae.